AUGUAUCGGGUUGAUAAGGAGCAUGCUAGACCAUCGCGCUCGAGGCCGGUGUCAUGUCACUUCUGUCGCACGAGGAAGCUGAAGUGCAGUCGGCAGUUCCCUUGCUCCAAUUGCACCAGCCGGGGCAAGGAAUGUCAGCUCUAUCCCAUUUUUGCUACGCAAACACUGUCAAGCCAUUCAGAUCCGACAAUAUCCGAGAAGCCAUCUACAGAUUUCAAUGCCGAUGUUCUUGCCCGGUUGCGCCGCUUAGAAGAUAUCGUCAUUGGGGGGUUAGGUCAAUCUCCAACCCAAACAGCAUCUCAUCCCUCUUCUCCAGCACGCAAAUUGGACCAUCCAUUCACGAGUCAGCAAAGAGAAUCAGCUUCAGCAGCAGCUGUUGACUGGCUGGAAAGUGAAAUCACAUCUCCCGGUUCGACGAACUGUCUCUUGACAUAUGAGCUUGAAUUCAGAGCGUGUCCUAUUCGGGAUGCUCUGAGCUUUGCGCCGGUUGUCUCACAGGCUUCGCCUCCGGCAAAGUGCAUUUGGCUACCACUGUAUGAGGAGGCGUCAAUUAUCAUUGAAAAGUAUAUCGAAGAGAUCACCUAUCUCCAUCAUGUGGCGCAUACCCCCUCAUUGCGCGUUCUGGUCGAAAAGCUUUACGGCGAUCUACGAGAGAGCAAGCCUGUCGAAAUCGGGCAGGUCUCCCUCCUCUUGGGAAUUCUCGCCAGCACGACGACCUUCUGGACGGAGCAUGAUAUGCAGAACGAAAUUUUCUCCAGUGUUGAAGAAGCCAAUGGGCAGUCCAUACGAUGGAUGAAACUCGCACUGGAGGUGAUUGAAUACUCACGUUUCAAACAUACUGAGUCACUAGAAGAUGUCCAAGCCAUGAUCAUUUUAAUAUUCGUGACUACCAAUUUGGUUGGAAUUGCGUCUCAAUCUCGAUAUAUAGUUAACAUGGCCAUUUCGGUAGCAAGGGAACUAUCACUGCACCGUAUCGAUCAUGCUAAUAACCGCAAUGUGGAUGUCCCUCCUCCGGACUCUGCGAGAGCAGAGAUAAGUCGAAGAGUAUGGUGGUAUAUUGUUGCAACUGAUUGGCAGAUGUCACAAAUUUCCGGCCCUCAGAAAGGCACAUAUUCUAUUAAUCCUCGCCAUAUGAUGACCAACAAACCUCUCAAUGCAAACGACGAGGAUCUAAUCGACGGGAUGGCUCGCGUCGGCAAGCCAAUUGAAGAGCCAACAUCCAUGUCGUACUGUCUUCAACGAAUCCGACUGGGCGAAUUUUGCCGCGAGAUUACAGAUAGCGCACCCUUUGGAAUGUUCGACCCAGGCACUCCAGACUACAAACACACACAACGCAUUGACACCAAAAUCUGCGAAUUUGCAGAGAAGUUGCCAGAAUUCUUCUCGCUGUCUUUUGUGCCAGAAAGUCUACCAAAGACUGAUCACCGGCGAUCAACGGGAAUAAACAUUCAACGAUAUAUUUUCAAUUUCAUGAUUAAUACCCAGAGAUGCAGGCUUCAUUUGCCCUAUUUGUCGCGUGCGGCAAAAGACCCUGCAUAUGAAUCCUCCCGAAAAGCCUGUCUAGAGGCAGCUCGAAUGGUCAUUCGAACUGAACAACAACUCUCCCGAGAGAUGAUUUCUUUCGUAAUGAUGCGAUUGAAGUUUUCAGGAAUGAUACAUUGUAUCUGUGUGGCUAUUAUCGUACUUCUUAUCGAUUUCUGUUUAAACAGUUCUCAACAAGAGAAUGACCAAGGGCGAAGAGGAGAGAUCCUUGACGCUUUCAGGAUUCUAGAGGAGGCUAAAGAACACUUACCAUUCGCAAAGAACUUACUCGAAUCUUUCAAAACUGUUCUCUGUCGGCGAAACAUAUCAGCCCCAGCCGAAAGAACUACAAUGCGACCCACCAGCCAGGAAAAAUCAUCCCAAGGGCUCACUAAUAAUUAUCAAAAGCCCACAGGCCUGAUUGAUUCGAUUGGAUCCAUUGGGAGCAAUCUAAUGGACCCGACGAUGCCUUCGUUGGAUGAGCUUUGGCAGGCAUUCGAUGAGAGUGUGGACUCAGCAGCUGUGGACUGGAAUACCUUGUUCGACGAACUGGAUGCCCCGUUUCUUUCUAUGUAA
Penicillium antarcticum is the source of this 2097-nucleotide messenger RNA. RefSeq lists its product as uncharacterized. Bases 1 to 2097 code for a protein of 698 amino acids. NCBI's taxonomy places the organism in Eukaryota, Fungi, Ascomycota, Eurotiomycetes, Eurotiales, Aspergillaceae. Gene Ontology annotation, biological process: regulation of DNA-templated transcription; DNA-templated transcription. The record is from RefSeq and is a predicted model, not a curated record. Gene Ontology annotation, molecular function: DNA binding; DNA-binding transcription factor activity, RNA polymerase II-specific; zinc ion binding. The transcript is spliced from 3 exons.